UGGCGGCAGCCCCAGGCUGGCUACUUCCGAAGCCCCAGACGCCAUGGAGGAGUGGGAUGUCCCCCAGAUGAAGAAAGAGGUAGAGAGCCUGAAGUACCAGCUGGCCUUCAAGAGGGAGAUGUCCUCCAAGACCAUUCCGGAGCUCCUCAAAUGGAUCGAGGAUGGGAUCCCCAAGGACCCCUUCCUGAACCCUGACUUGAUGAAGAACAACCCCUGGGUGGAGAAGGGCAAGUGUGCCAUCCUGUGAGCCAGACACAGUGGGUGUAAAGUGUGACUUUAUAAAGACUUCUCCAGACAGUG
This is a messenger RNA of Fukomys damarensis (Damara mole-rat), 300 nucleotides long. It is a transcript of the gene Gng13, whose product is annotated as G protein subunit gamma 13. Gene Ontology annotation, biological process: sensory perception of taste; phospholipase C-activating G protein-coupled receptor signaling pathway. The record is from RefSeq and is a predicted model, not a curated record. Gene Ontology annotation, cellular component: heterotrimeric G-protein complex. The coding region runs from base 44 to 247 and encodes 67 amino acids. Lineage: Eukaryota; Metazoa; Chordata; Mammalia; Rodentia; Bathyergidae. Gene Ontology annotation, molecular function: G-protein beta-subunit binding. The transcript has 3 exons.